ACAGCAGCCUUUCUCCUGGUGCAUUCUGGGAGUCUUCGGUGCUGGAAGGCGCGAGGAGGCUGCAGCAUUUAUGUCGAAUGCUGGAGGACAAGCUCAACGCGCCGGAUGCCCAGGUUAGUGUUCAGAUCGGCUUUCAUUCAUUUAUACAGCAGCAAACCACCUCAGGGCGCUUUACACUGUAAGCUACAGAGCACUAUGGGUGACAGUGGACCACUCAGCUGACCUCAGACAUGUUUGCUUUGAGCUGAUUGGUUACUGCUGAGAGGUCAGAGUAAAAAAUAUAACAGUGAUUUUAUCAUCCAGUAAACAUCCUUUUCCGAAUAUUUAACCACACCGACGCCACGGUGUCACACCAACGCUCCCAGUCUGAGCUUCAGUUUCCUGAGAUUGUCGGUGUUCGGUGGGCGGAGUUUGCUGUGUGAGCUUCGAGCAUCGUUCGCCACCUGUAUUUCCUGUUCUGCCGCGUGUUUCGUGUGAACUGGUUCAGCUGCUGGUCCCAGUAAAGAUCUGAUGUUCCAGUCACGUCACAUUUAGCUGGAGGUUACAAUACAAGGUUCUGGCUGAAGAAUGUGGCGAAUCAUCAUCAUAUGUCAUUCGCGGGCGAUAACGAGUCAGAGACGAGGACGCUGUGAAUGUGCCACUUCUGGUUCUGCAACUUUGCAGCUGCAGAACCAGAAGUGUCUCCUUCUGAGUCAUUGUUUUCAUUUCUGAACACCUUCCAGGUAAAUUUGAACAUGUCUGAGUAAUUCAGCAGCCCGGGCCCUCUCUGAGAUCUGACGUCUGCUCGCGUCUGAAGCAGCUAACGGAUAAGCACGGCUCUGGAAAGAUCUUCCAGGUGAUGAGCACGGUCGUGGGCACCUGGGACCUGGACCUGAACUUGACUAAGGGCGAGCUGGUGGCGGUGAUCAGCGAGGCCGACAGCCGUGGAGACAGAAGGAGGUGGCUGGUCGAUGCAGGAGGGAAGCGAGGCUACGCUGCUGCCUCGAAACUCAUUCGCUAUCACCAGCCAACAGACGACCCGCCCCCCUCACCACACCCGAGCCUGGCAGAAGACGUGACCGCACACAGAAGACACUCCUACAGCCCGGCAGGCAAUGCCCCACUGCCCAUGAGUCAGCCCUGCUUCCAGGUUGUGGGCGCCUACGACUUCACGGCCAGAUCCAAACACGAAGUUUCCUUCUGGGCCGGAGAACCCGUUCGUGUCCUGGAGCCUCACGACAAACGAGGGAGCCCCGAGUGGAGCCUGGUGGAGGUCAGAGGUCAGAGAGGCUACGUGCCCUCCAACUACCUGGCAAUCAUGCCCGUGGGAGCGGGGCUGCCCCCGAACCCUGGCUUUAGGGGGUGGAAACUGCAGCUGGUGUCGAUGAGAGGAUGGAUGGAAGAGCCUCCCGGGAUCAGCUGUUUACAGUCUCAGUGUUAA
Messenger RNA from Oreochromis niloticus (Nile tilapia), 1420 nucleotides. Its product is annotated as rho guanine nucleotide exchange factor 37-like. The record is from RefSeq and is a predicted model, not a curated record. Gene Ontology annotation, cellular component: cytoplasm. Gene Ontology annotation, molecular function: guanyl-nucleotide exchange factor activity; protein binding. The coding region runs from base 839 to 1420 and encodes 193 amino acids. Lineage: Eukaryota; Metazoa; Chordata; Actinopteri; Cichliformes; Cichlidae. The transcript has 3 exons.